Paraphaeosphaeria sporulosa is the source of this 573-nucleotide messenger RNA. RefSeq lists its product as uncharacterized. The coding region runs from base 1 to 573 and encodes 190 amino acids. Lineage: Eukaryota; Fungi; Ascomycota; Dothideomycetes; Pleosporales; Didymosphaeriaceae. The transcript has 2 exons. The record is from RefSeq and is a predicted model, not a curated record.
AUGUCUAGUCCCAGCUGUUUGGGCCCGCCCUUCUCUAGCAUCCCAACAAUAUACACAGCUGAAGCUCUCGCACACGCGGCAGUCAUAAGCCCAGUAGACCGCCUGCGCACUUCAAUCGCCUCAUACAGCUUCUGGAUCGCAGACAACGCCAACUUCAUCAACCUGGUUGCACAGACGACGCGACACUCCCCGCUUUCACGCCAAGUCAUUCCACCAACCACCGCCGCCAUGUUCUGCAGCGCCAUCAGCGGCUUCUUCGACCGUCUUGACACCUACUGGACCGGCAAGCGCACGCACAAAGCCGCCAGUCGUCAAGAAGCGCACGAUCGCGAAGCCCGUGAGCAGCAAUGGACUGAGGGCCACAGACAAGGCCCUCCAUCAGCGGUGCAACAUCCGGGCGCAUCUAAAGACUACAGUGACGACAUGGAGAACCAAGCACGGCCAUUGCGAGCGGAACCACAGGCGACGCGCAAGAAGACCGUCAGGCGGCAAAUACUGCAGCCAGGGCAGAGGAGCUUGGAAACUUUGGAGAUAGGUCGCAUUGGGACCGCAGAGAAGUUCUACCGUCAGUAG